ACCAGAGCAGGCCCAGGGUGGAUGCCCCUGCCACCUGGCCGUCAGGGCUCUCCCUGGGACUGGCCACCAGGAGUUCCAGCGUCCAACUUCAUUGAGGGGGCGGACCCAGAGCAUUCCAGCCCCUCCCUGGACCAGGGCCUCAAAUACCCGCCUGAGCCCUGGCACCAGAACUGCUGCCCCACCAAGCGAGGAGUCUGUGUUGUGCCACAGACACACCCCCAGCCUGGAUCUCUGACCUAGAUCCUGAGCCUCGGCUGCUGCCCCAUCCGCAUCCCAGCCGCCCGCUCCGCGCCAUGGGUGGGUUCCGGGCCCUAAUGGCCGCGCUCUGGGCGCUGGGGCCCGCCGGGGCCGCGGCGCUGCGCAUCGGAGCCUUCAACAUCCAGAGCUUUGGCGACAGCAAAGUGUCGGACCCAGCCUGCGGCGGUGUCAUUGCGCAAAUCGUGGCUGGCUAUGACAUCACGCUGGUGCAGGAGGUGCGAGACCCGGACCUGAGCGCCGUGUCCGCGCUCAUGGAGCAGAUCAACAGCGUGUCCAGGCACGAGUACAGCUUCGUGAGCAGCGAGCCCCUGGGUCGGGACCAGUACAAAGAAAUGUACCUGUUCGUCUACAGGAAGGACGCGGUGUCGGUGGUGGACACGUACCAGUACCCGGACCCGGAGGACGCCUUCAGCCGUGAACCUUUCGUGGUCAAGUUCUCCGCCCCCGGCUCGGCUGCCGGCGAGCUCGUGCUGAUCCCGCUGCACGCGGCGCCGCACCAGGCCGUGGCGGAGAUCGACGCUCUCUACGACGUGUACCUGGACGUGAUCGACAAAUGGGGCACCGACGACUUGCUGUUCCUGGGCGACUUCAAUGCGGACUGCAGCUACGUGAGGGCGCAGGACUGGCCGGCAAUCCGCCUGCGCAGUAGCGAGGUCUUCAAGUGGCUCAUCCCGGACAGCGCGGACACCACGGUGGGCAACUCGGACUGCGCCUACGACCGCAUCGUGGUGUGCGGCGCCCGCCUGCGCAGGAGCCUGAAGCCCCAGUCGGCCGCUGUGCACGACUUCCAGGAGGAGUUCGGCCUGGACCAGACUCAGGCCCUUGCCAUCAGUGACCAUUUUCCUGUGGAGGUGACCCUGAAGUCCCACUGAAAACCUUCCAGGCCUGGUCAGGGCACGCCGCCUCCAGACUCGACCUGAGGAGGACUCUGGCCCCCACAGAUCUCCUUCCGGAUGGCUGGCCAAGCCCCAGCAAGCCGUGGGGCAGGGCUGGCUGGACAAGAGGCUGUGGACACAUCACAGGCCCACUCAGCCUGUCUCCCCAUCUGUAAAAUGGGCUACGACAUCUGUCUCCUUCUUGUGAGGAGCACCUACAGGGCGCCGGGCGCGUGGCUGUGCUCAAUAAACGGGAGUGAGCGCUUAGCCAGGA
Molecule: messenger RNA, 1407 nt
Organism: Acinonyx jubatus (cheetah)
Lineage: Eukaryota; Metazoa; Chordata; Mammalia; Carnivora; Felidae
Gene: DNASE1L2
Product: deoxyribonuclease 1 like 2
Exons: 8
Coding region: 294-1130 (278 amino acids)
Biological process (GO): DNA catabolic process
Cellular component (GO): nucleus
Molecular function (GO): DNA nuclease activity
Source: RefSeq, a predicted model, not a curated record